Molecule: messenger RNA, 1284 nt
Organism: Drosophila willistoni
Lineage: Eukaryota; Metazoa; Arthropoda; Insecta; Diptera; Drosophilidae
Gene: AstA-R2
Product: allatostatin-A receptor
Exons: 4
Coding region: 53-1168 (371 amino acids)
Biological process (GO): G protein-coupled receptor signaling pathway
Cellular component (GO): membrane
Molecular function (GO): neuropeptide Y receptor activity
Source: RefSeq, a predicted model, not a curated record
AAUGCCGGUCAAUUAAAAAUUAAUCGAAGCACCUGAAGAACUGUCACAAAACAUGGAGAAUACAACACUUAGCGCACUUGCCAUCUGGACGACCAGCAACAGCCUGGACAUAAAUCUAACCAGUCUGGCCAAUAGCAACAACAGCAGCAACGAAACCAGCUCCGAAAUGACCUUGGAGGAGGAGAUGGCCGUACAGAACGUUGUACGUUGGCUUGUGCCCUUCAUUUUCGGCAUCAUUGCUUUAACCGGAUUCUUUGGCAAUCUAUUGGUCAUAUUUGUUGUGCUGCUCAAUAAAAAUAUGUACUCGACAACGAAUCUAUUGAUUGUAAAUUUAGCCGUGGCAGAUUUGCUAUUCGUCUGCUUUUGUGUGCCAUUUACAGCAACCGAUUAUGUUACUCAUCAUUGGCCAUUCGGAGCCAUAUGGUGCCGCAGUGUUCAAUAUUUAAUUGUGGUCACGGCCUUUGCCUCGAUCUAUACUCUCGUCCUGAUGUCCAUCGAUCGUUUUCUAGCCGUUGUUCAUCCCAUACGAUCACGUAUGCUGCGUACUGAGCAUAUUACAAAAAUUGCCAUUAUAACACUUUGGACGGUUGUCUUGACCAUCUCUUCGCCGGUGACCUUUACUCAUGAUGUGUUGGCCGGCUAUGAUAACAAAACGGACAUCAGUUAUUCCAUGUGCAUGUUCAUUGAGAAUCCCCUGUUGAAGAGAAGCACAUUUCAGGUUAGUUUCUUCAUCUCUGCGUAUCUGCUGCCCCUGAUGAUCAUCAGUGGUCUAUAUGUGCGCAUGAUAAUGCGUCUCUGGCGUCAGGGCAGUGGCGUACGCAUGUCCAAGGAAUCGCAAAGGGGACGCAAACGGGUCACCAGACUUGUUGUUGUCGUGGUCAUAGCUUUUGCCUCACUCUGGCUGCCAGUUCAGCUUAUCCUGUUGCUGAAAUCAUUGAAUUUAUAUCAUGCCAAUAGCAUGUUCUUCGUCAUAUUGCAGAUUGUGUCACAGACAUUGGCCUAUACCAGCUCGUGCAUCAAUCCCUUACUCUAUGCAUUUUUAUCUGACAAUUUUCGCAAGGCUUUCUACAAGGCUAUAAACUGCUCGGAUCGGUAUAAUAAUUAUACAUCUGAUUUGCCACCGCCACGAAAGACGUCCUGUGCCCGAACAUCGACAACAGGAUUUUGAAAUAUUUACGGAUCAUUUCCGUAUUGUGUAUAUAGGAAAAGUAAUUUGAAACAUUUAAUUGUAGUUAGUGAUUAGUUUUUGUGUGUAAACUAUUAAAGUAUUAAUAAAAACAAACC